Gryllus bimaculatus (two-spotted cricket) is the source of this 6096-nucleotide messenger RNA. Lineage: Eukaryota; Metazoa; Arthropoda; Insecta; Orthoptera; Gryllidae. The record is from the annotation of a GenBank genome assembly.
AAACGCUGUCGGAAACCAUAGAGUUGAAAUGCCUUAUUACAAGGCUGUGCUUUGCUUUUAGAGGUCUACAGUGGCGACAUCUGGACGGGAAGGAUCGCAAAAUUUAUCCGCCAUUUCUAGUUGUUUGUGUGGUCGAUCAUACUGAUCUGUGGAAGCCGGUGUUGUUUUCAAUUUACUCUGUUAUUACUGAGUUCAUCUUUGUAGCAGUGCUGUCCUGUUCUUGACGCCUUGUGCAUACUCACUAACGUUAAACAUACACGAACAAGAUGAAUUCCAGAUUUCCUCGAGGGAACAUGAAAAUGGUUCGAGGAAGGGGAAGAGGUGGAGGAAUGGGACGAGGCAUGGGCCGCCCAGGACCCUUCAAAGUUAAACCAUUCGUACCUCGCCACCCGUUUGAUUUGGCCCUGUGUGAAUCUGCUUUUCCAAGAGUGAAGCCAUUGCCUGAUGAAAAUGCUUUUACACAAGCUCUUCUGAAGCGAAAUACAGAUCUGUCUCCAUCGCCACAAGAGCAAACAUCAGUUUUAAAUCUUGUAACAAAAAUACAGGCUGUGAUGGAUAAUCUUGUUGUUGCUCCAGGAACGUUUGAUGCUUGUCAAUUAGAAGAAGUUCGACAAGUUGGUUCAUUUAAAAAAGGAACCAUGAUGACUGGUCACAAUGUGGCUGACAUCGUUGUUAUUUUGAAGACUUUGCCUACUAGAGAAGCAGUAGAAGCUCUAGGGCUGAAAGUACAGGAAGAUCUUAAAGCUAAAGAUCCACAUGAAGUUUUAUCUAUGUUGACAAAUGAUAGAGGUUUUGAAGUCAGUAGCUCUGAAGCUACUGUGCGUGUGCUUAUGACAACAGUUCAUCACAAUUUGCGCAAGUUAGAUCCAGAGUUGCAUUUGGACCAGAAGAUUCUGCAAUCUCAUUUAGCUGCUAUUCGACACAGUCGAUGGUUUGAGGAGAAUGCUCAUCACUCCUCUAUCAAAGUAUUGAUUAGACUUUUACGUGACCUCAGGAAUAGAUUUGAAGGUUUUGAGCCGUUGUCUCCAUGGAUGCUUGACCUUCUGGCUCACAGUUCUAUUAUGAAUAACCCUAGUCGUCAGGCCUUGCCCAUUAAUCAAGCAUUCCGUCGUGUUCUGCAAUUGCUUGCCGCUGGCUUGUUUCUUCCUGGAUCAGCAGGCAUAUCUGACCCUUGUGAAGGUGGUAACAUAAGAGUCCAUACUGCAAUGAGCCUUGAACAGCAGGAUAUGGUGUGUUUGACAGCUCAGACACUACUUAGAGUUCUAGCUCAUGGUGGUUUCAGGCGCAUUCUUGGUCUGGAAGGAAGUGUUGGAAUUGCUACUGAUAUGUCUGUUUGGGAUGGAGUCGUUGUAUCACCUCUCGAUAAAGCUUAUGAAAAACCACCUGAGAAAAAAGAAGGUGAAGAAGAUGAUAUGGAAGCAGAUGGGGGAGAGGAAGCAAUGGAAACAACAGAUAAUUAAUUUUUAAAUUAUUGUGUGUGAUGUUACUUUUUGUGUAAGGAUAAAGUAUUCGAUGUUUCUCUAUUUCUACUCCUUUUCAUUGUAAAAGAUAAGAUAUAAUAAAUAUUAGUGAAUAGAUCCACUUUAUUUUAUUAUGUAUAGCUACAUAUUUUCCAGAACACUGGAAGUUAUUGCACAUCAAAUCCUCCUGCAUUGUUACAAUGUUCAAGAAGGCCCUGAAAUACUAUUUUUCAAUUCAUGCUACAUCAACAUUCUUGAUAAAUAUAUUUGUUUGCAUGAAUUCCCAUGAAAUGUCUAGGAUGUUCAAGGAAGAUACCACUUAGAAGUAAAGGUUAAGCCAUGACUCCACUAAACAUUUAACAGUAACAUGUUAAAUAAAACUUCCAUAUCACAAAAUGUUAAAUGUACGUGGUGUAUAAGAGUUGGCGAAGAGGAUUCAAACCAACUCAAUUUUCUGGAUUUGCCAAUUGUAUUAUAAUGCCUUGGAGCUAUUUUUUAUUCUUUCCCAAAACCGCUAAUUGUGGCCACUAACUGGUAUAUUUUCCUCACUAUUUAGAUGUUAUGCAUGUUCCAUAAAUCUGAGUACUGUCAUAGCCUCCAGGAGGUUGCGUUUCUUCCUUUGGCUAUUUAAUUUUACUUAAAACUACGAUAAAAAUCGUAAUUUGGAAGUACAGCUUAUGCCAAACUCACAAUCUAGCCUGAUAUUUAUCCAACAUCCAAACAAAUGACAUGAAACAGUUUUCCAUUCCUGCUGGAAAACAUCUAACAUGUGAAAUUAAUUUUAAGUGAUAGAUACAUUUAAUAUUCAGUGUUAUGAAGUCGUGGCUUUAUUCAUUGUUUACACAACACCAGAGACUAGAAUUACUGCUAGUUGAUAGAACUCGGAAAGAUUAAAUCAUCCUAAAUAUUUGAAAUAACUGGAUAAUGUGUGGAUCUGUGACAAACCUUGACAUGCCUACUUUUGACAUCCUAAUAUUUAAUAUCUUAUGACUUUCAAGGUCUACAAGGAAAUUUGCGAGAAACAUUUUGAUGAAGCUUGAAUUCUUGUACAUCCCCAUACGUACUAUAUCACCUUUUCCUAACUUAGUGAUGUGUUACACAAGAAAAAGACUUUUGACUUAUGUUGGCUAAUCACCUUUUAAUUUUGAGAAGCAAGUUUUACACUGCCUUGCUUAUAGAAUCUUAAAAAAAAGAAAAAGUGCAAAAUUUUGUAUCAAUGUGUUGAAAUGUAAUGUGUGAUCCUGGAAUGUACCUUUAAGGGGAUUACAAUAGCAUUUGUGCUUGGAAUUUGAAUGUAUAGUAUGAUUUACUUAGCCGUGAACUUGAUGUAAAUCAGCAGUUGUAGUUUCAUCCAAUCGUGAGUUUAAAUGUCACUACAGUAACAUCACAAUGGGGACUUCCAAGCUCCCAAUUGAAAGAAAUCAUGAACAGCUGAUUCACGUUAAGUGACGGUUCAACAAAUCCUAGCACAUAACUUAAUGUUUAUUUUGUGCCUUUUUCUGAAUUCUUAUUAACCAGUCUUUGAAACUUUGUAUUUUAUUCAAAACCUAACUUCUCUUCAUGUAAGCAAACCAGUUAAGUUUGUAUGACUAGAUAUUUACUGCAGAUUUAUGACUCAUGAGGGUACUUUCGAACAGCUACAAAAUAUAUUAAAACUCAUUCAUUUACACUACAGGGUGAAACUCUUAAAGCCUCUAUUUUUUCUAAAAUAUGAAUGCAAUUCAUAUUCCUACAUACAGGGAUUAUUUUCUGGGGACAAAUCAACAUUAUGACAUCCGACAUAUGUAUUUCCUCCAAGUGGUACAGGAACUCGGAAAAGUUUUCCACCAGGCAUGCAGACGCAUACUUUGUAAUGCAAUGUGACAGUACUAUCUGCUCUCCUUCCACCAGGAACAAUUGGUAUGCUCUUAAUAUCAAGGGAUAUGCCUUCAUGACCACUCAAAACAACACUACCAUUGACACUUUUAAGGAAAAUAUCUUGAUCUGCAGACCAAACAAUUUCACGCCCUUCCAUACGUGUGCCUUCAUUACCUUUUAAUCGAGCAUAUGAAUCAGAUUGAAAAAGAAGACUAGAAUUUACACUACUUGAGAUACGUCUCGUGUGAGCAAUUUUUACAUUUAAAUGUGCCACACCCCUUGGAAGGCCAAAAUUAGGAUAGCCAGUUGAAAAAACAGGUUGACCUGUAGAAGGGUCAUGAACUUCAAAGGAAUCAACUCCACUGAUUAAUGUUCCAUUUACAUCAACAGAAAUUUGAGGAUUAUUUCGACCUUCCUUAUCAAUUAAACUGAUAAGAACAGAAGAAUUGUCACCUGUUAUUUCAACAGGACUAUCAUCAAAACCUUCCAAUUUACCAUCGCGCUUGUAAAUUCUAUCCAAAUCAGUGUUACCAUAAAACAUGACCAGAGAUUCUUCAGGAAGAAGCUCAAGACUUUCCAUUCCCUGUCCAAGACGCAAAACUCCAAGAAUUAUGAAUGUUAAUAGUAAAUUUCCCAAGGCUAAGAAGAACAGAAGAACUACAAGAGUCCAAAAUGCAUAUGUUUUUCUACCUCUCAGUCCAGUUUUUGGAAGAACUUGCUCAUGGACAGGAACAUAACCAGCCCUGUAAUUUCCAUUGUGUUGUCUAUUAACGUUUCUUUUCAAAAUUGCUUUUUCCCCCAUUGGAAGGGUACCAAAUCCACUUUCUGAACGAUCGGACCCAGGCGACGCUCGAGAAUUGGUUAAAGUGGACAUUAUUGAACUUAUCGCAAACUUUUAUUUUUCAUUCACUUCACUUCAAAUUCAGCCCCUGUCGUAUACCCCUUUUGACUAGAAUUUAUGAACUAGCGGUUGCAAGCAAUGGACGCGUUUAGUGUUCGCUCGCUGAGGGAAAAAAUCAUUUGUGCUUACCGCUUUUCAGCUGUUUAUAUGUGAGAUGUUCGACUCUGGCGUCGAUGUAGAGAAACCACUCUCUGGGAAAACAUAAGAAUCACUGUGAGCGACUGAUGCGACAGCGCGCACAUCUGCACUGUAAUCAUGGCUUCGGAAAGAUAUAGUUUUUCUUUAACAACUUUCAGUCCAUCAGGAAAACUUGUGCAAAUUGAGUAUGCACUUGCAGCCGUUGCAGCAGGAGCACCUUCUGUUGGAAUUAAAGCUUCCAAUGGAAUUGUUCUUGCUACUGAAAAUAAACACAAGUCUAUUUUAUAUGAGGAACACAGUGUCUUUAAAGUAGAAAUGAUUACGAAACACAUUGGAAUGGUGUAUAGUGGCAUGGGUCCUGAUUAUCGCCUAUUAGUGAAACGUGCAAGAAAGAUGGCACAGCAGUAUCAGCUUGUUUACAAUGAACCUAUUCCAACAGCUCAGCUGGUUCAACGUGUAGCUAUGGUGAUGCAAGAAUACACUCAGUCAGGAGGUGUGCGUCCAUUUGGUGUUUCUCUCCUAAUAUGUGGUUGGGAUGAGGGGAAACCAUAUUUAUUCCAAUGUGACCCAUCUGGUGCUUAUUUUGCGUGGAAAGCAACAGCAAUGGGUAAAAAUUUCAUCAAUGGGAAAACUUUCUUGGAAAAGAGAUACAGUGAAGAUCUGGAGUUGGAUGAUGCUGUCCACACUGCAAUUCUGACAUUGAAAGAGGGUUUUGAGGGUCAGAUGACUGCAGAUAACAUUGAAAUUGGAAUUUGUGAUGCUGAAGGGUUCCGUCGAUUGGAUCCUUCCAGUGUUAAGGAUUAUCUUGCUAACAUUCCUUAAUGUGGUGUCUUUUAAUAUGUAUUGGUGUGCAUUAAUCACGUUUUUAUUAUAACAUUUAAGUAUUAAAUGUAUUAAGAAUAAAUUUUCUCUUGAUUUAUUGAAAUAUCAGUAUUUGUUUGGUAUUAUUUUUCCUUCCAUUUUAAUUUAAUGCCGCCUUUAAUCUGGAAAGAUCUUAAUUUGUUGUUUUACAUUUUGUGAAGAAGUUUAACUUUUGUAAAGAAAAUUCAUAAUUUUACUAAUUUGUUCAUGUGAAGUUUUUUCAUUGACAUUACAUGCAAGUUUAUAGGUUUACGUUUUCUUAAGUGUUUUUUGUUUACAGUUUUUAUUUUUUUAAAUGAUUUUGGAAGUACUGCAGCUCGAAACUGCUUUUACCUGCAGGGAGCCUAUAUAUAGCCAUUAGAAGUGCUGUAUUGAAGUUUGUUAUAAAGCAUAUUUUAUUGAAAAAGGGUAAUUUUUAUUACUAAAUAACGAACAAACAUUUUAGUAGCUGCAGAUUUUCAUCUAUUUGCCUACUUUCGUCCGUCAGUGGAAAACUUAAUCGUUUAGGUUACUUAUUCAUUUUGAGGCAUUAGGAGUAUUACAUAUGAAUUUUAUUGCAUCUAUAAAUCCCUAUUACUCAAAUAAAUGCCUAUUUUGUGUUUAAAAGCCUAAAUGUUGCAUAUUCUUGUAUUUUUUAUCAAAAUGCAAUUAUUCUUUAAAAUUUUAAAAAUUGUAGUACGUUUUUCUUUUUUAUCCUGCAGAGUAUAGAGAAAUCAAACAAUCGAUUAAUCUAUGUUCUGUUUUUCUGCCACCACAGUGGGUAUUUCAUAUUAUGAUAUGUGUUACAUCACUGGUGAUAGUUGAAUAAUUUUUUCAUUGAAUUUUUAAACAAUUUUUUUCUCAAAAAUGCCUCCGAUUUUUUCUUAAAAUUUUCUCCUU